GUAAAACCUGACAAAGAUCCGCGCGUACACUACCGUGUAACCGCGCUAUUUCGACAGUGUGUACUUCCUUAUUCAGUAAUUGUAAAUCUUUAGGACUGCGCUUAACGAAAACAAAUGUUGUUCUACAAAGUUGUAUGUGUUUUGAUACUGGCUACGGUUAAAGUAAAUGCCAACUACUUUCUAAGCAAUGUAUCAACUACGUGGAGCUCCGUUGACUGCCUUUUGGCAGAACCAGCUAUUUCUUACAAGAAUCAUUCUUUCCAAGUUAACGAACCUCUUGGUUUAGAGCUACACACCGCUGGCACAUGGAUUGGUUAUCAACACGCAAAGCUACCGUUUCUAUUCCUGGGUUGUAGAGAAUUUAAUUUUAAUUAUGAAAAUACGUACAACGUAACACGUAUCGGUUACUGCUUCAAUGUAUGUGGCAAUGCACCAUUCGGCAUAUAUAUGUCCGACUACAAUGAUAUCACAUCGGAUUUAGCAACCAAAGAAUGUCGCUGCGCCAAUUUGUCAAAUAUCGAUACGCUUAGCAGUUGCGAUAAAAAUGCGGACGAUAAAAAUGAAGAGCAUUUAUGUCUUGAAAACUAUAAUUGUUCUGCUAUUUUCACCCAUGUGUACGCGAACGGAACCGAAACAGACAACGGCAUCAUUUCUUUAGGUGAUUGUUUGACAUACUACUACCCAUAUUUUGCAUGGGCGUCAUGUAAACCCACCAAAGGAAAUUUAAAAGUCAUGUGUAGCAACACUUCAUACGCAGAUUCAUCAGCCACUGCAGCAAUAAUAAAAUCAACUGCGGCCAAUUGGUUGGAUGGCAAUAUAGAAUGUUUGAAGGCCAAACAGCAUCCAGCUUCUGUGGAAAGUAUUCAGCGUGGACGAUUUGGCAAUCCACAGGAACAAUAUUUCUGGACAGGCAUUAUCCGAUCUAUCACACUCAUAGGAACAUCAACUUCUGUUAACGAAUCAAUUCGCCCAAUAAAUUGCUAUGCGUUUGUAAAUACCGAUGGUCUUUUGCAAUUCGCAAGCAAUGGUACAAAAGAGUCUAUUUGUGUCAACAUAGGAACUAAUCUAACUUCUACAAUUAGAACAACAUAUACUGUGUCGACGAAUGCCUCUUCCGAUGAACCAGUAACUCAUGAAGGUUCUACUCCUGCACAUACUGUUACUAAUCGUUCUUCUGACGGCACAAGCCCAGAAGGUAAUAUCAUUGCAAGUAAUUACACAGAAAGUUAUAUUCCAGAAGGUUCUACAUCUGCAUACCCUCACAAGUUUACUACUGUAGAUUCGAACUAUGUGGUUCAAUCCCCGCAAGAUUCAACGGAUAAAACGACAGCUACAACGAUAGGCAUCGGUGUGGCAGUUGGAUUACUUGUUGUUCUCGGAGCAGUGCUGGUCAUUUAUUUACUAAGAAAAAGGGGAAUACUGCCGUGCAAAUCGGGCUCGAGUAUUAAAAAACCUAACGAAAGUAGCAAAGAUUAUGAAGAUAACGUUGGAAACCAAACCUAUUUUAUAUUGGAAAAAUCCGCACUCUCAGUGGUCGAAAGUGAAGAUCAUGAGAACACAGCGUAUGAACAAAACGAAGGCAAUGCUGAGGCCGAUAAUUACAAUUCUAUCGAUGAAACAGAGGAUGCAUAUCAAAGUGUGAAAGAUGAGUACGACUGCACAACCAAUGCAUUACGAACCAAACCUACUAGCAAGAAACCAGACAAUGUGUAUAACAAACUUAAGAUACCGCGACCCGUAGACUAUGAUCACGUUGGAAUACGCGGACAUAAUAUUUUUCAAGAAGGCAGCGACUACGAUACAACUUCUGUGGCGCGCAGGAACGACGGGGAGGGUGACUAUAACCAUAUCCCGCAUCCUGAUAGUACAACCUGUGCCCGACGGAAUGGAUCAAAAGAUGACUAUGAUGUUAUCACUGGAAAGAAGAUUAAAUUUUCCCAAAGCGACUCUGCUGAUUAUGCUCACGUCAGAGCGUAGAAAAGAAUUAAGUAAAUACAUGAUUGAAUGAAAAUGUAAUAGAACUGUGUGACGUACAUUCUGUGACAAAUACUCCGAAAAAUACAUUUGAAGCGUAUUGGCGUUGCCUGCGUGAAUUUUUAAAUAUUAAUUAACCUAUAGUUGAGCCAAAUUGACUAUUCGUUGUAUUCUUACUUCAUAGAAAAAUACAUUAAUAAGACAUGUGUUUCAUAUUAACAACGAAUUUAGCAACAAAAAGGACAAUGGUGUAGAGUUUAUCAAUAUAUACUUGGUUUACAAUUUAAAAAUACCAAUACAUUUGAUGCGGAACAAAUGUUUAUGCGCCAAUAAUGUACGUGAGUGAACAUUAAACGCAAGUAUUCCUUGCUUGAAGUGACGGUAUCGCGCAUAUUAUAUUUUUUUAUUUAAGCCGGUUCAGUCGCUCUAAACUUUAUUCAGAAUUAGACAAUAUAAUUCCUAGAUCAUGUUAUAUGUUAAAUAAUAUAACAGCAGCCAUUUUUGUAGAAUGACAGUAUACAUGCGUUAACUUUGUUCUAUGUUUUCUUAUAACCGUAUUUUAUUUACGAACACGUAACAAUCACAUCGAAUAACUAUUAGUUUUAUUUCGUAAAUAUAUUGGCUAUCGCUUCUUUCGAAACCACUUUGAUGUGAGUACGGAUUAGAAGAUGACAUUGAUUUUGUAUUGCUUAUUCAAUGUGCAAUACACCUGCUUAUGUUGUAUUGUGUUUAACAUAACAUCUAACUGCAUUGUAACAAAUUUAACUACAUAGUGGCACUAAUUUUUAUCUUGAUGACGUUGUGUACAAACAAAUUGGAAGUCGCAUGUUUUAUCUCUUAGUGGCACAAUUUGAAUAUAGCUUCAGCGUUGUAUAAAAAGUUUCAAUAACGAUUACCUUGAAACAAAUAGCAAACAUAUUGACAUCCCCACGUUUAUUUGCACUGUAAGAGUGUUAAGCUUACUCAAUGAUAAACGUUUUACAUGAAUAAACCCUUUUAUCUCGCGAACCUUUCACUUCCUUGUAAAGUUGAUAUUUUUUAAGAAACGUGAUAAUCAGUGACAACAGCAAUGUGUUAAUGCGAUGGUUUAUGUUGUUUAUUGCUGGCGAUUUCGAAAACUGAUCGUAAAUACAUUUGCUGAUUAAG
Molecule: messenger RNA, 3120 nt
Organism: Dreissena polymorpha
Lineage: Eukaryota; Metazoa; Mollusca; Bivalvia; Myida; Dreissenidae
Exons: 10
Coding region: 115-1977 (620 amino acids)
Source: RefSeq, a predicted model, not a curated record